AUGGACGACGUGGUUUACCUACAGGGCCAGCGGAAGCCAGGGGUAGUCACCGUUCCGCUCGCUUCGUACCCCACAUUUUCUGAUUUCAAGGAGCAUUGUCGAGAACUGUUCUUCAAAAAUUCCAUUGAGGCAUCGUUCGUGGUCGCCACCUCCGACCGAAAAAGUGUCAUCACCGAUGAUGUCUACCGUUCGAUGGUUUCGGGCGAGUACCUCGGCGGCCAAAAACAACUCGACCGCACGUUUUUGGUGCUGGACCACAUCGGUGCACGGCUGGAAGUGCCGGCGAAGAUGGCGAUCGGGUUUUCGCCGCAUAUAGGCACCCUUCUCGGUGCUGGAGCUUCCCACUUGAACAGGAUAGACGACGGUGUGGCGGAACUUAUUGACAAUUCGAUUCAGGCAACUCGUGGAAACGCUGAGAGGAAGGUGGAAGUGGAGGUUGUCCUGAACGGGAAGAGCACGAGCUUCCUAGUGGUCCGGGAUAACGGUUGCGGAAUGCACGCGAAGGGCCUUGAAGAUUUUGCUACGUACGCUCUCAACAUGGAAGCACGGGGAAUGCAAGGCCCCACGGCAACAGGUGGAGGAUCUUCUACGUCUUCAGUACGGCAGGGCAUGCGUGCAAUCGGCUCCGGAGAAAUUUCGAAGUUUGGCGUGGGUGCGCUCGAGGCCGGAUUUUAUAUCGGAUCCCGUAUUCAGGUCGUGACCAAAGCCCAGGGAAAUCCUGACGUGCAUGUAUUCGUGUUGGACGAGGAUCUAUUGAAACAGCGCCAAGAGAACGACGAGCCGGUCUAUACCGGCGAUGUCUUCCUAAGGCCCCCCGGGGGGAUCGAAGAACAGGGCUCGAGUGCGCUGAAGAAGCUACUCACCCGUCUACGAGAACGAGAACCCGAGAUGGACCACUUCACCUACAUCGUCCUCUCGCUGAGGGAGGAACAUGUUGAUUCGUAUCGACAACGUGAAACACCCCUGCACUUGGAACUGGCAUCAAUAUACCACUAUUAUCUUCAUCCCGAAGACUGUCCACCGGGCAUCGCAAGCAACAACGGAACGGGCGGAGACGGCAACGACGGCGGUGCGCCUGCGCAGGGUGACGAUCAGGGGGCCAACACGGCCGUUACCCUUACGUUUAAACAGAGCGGAGGCCGGACGAUCGAAGAAAUCGAUCUCGGAGCGGAAGCCGUUGAAAGCCUCGAAAAGUGGUAA
Messenger RNA from Ectocarpus siliculosus, 1200 nucleotides. NCBI's taxonomy places the organism in Eukaryota, Phaeophyceae, Ectocarpales, Ectocarpaceae. The record is from the annotation of a GenBank genome assembly.